CGAACCUGCCACACGCUUCGACGCACACAUCAGCUCGAAUACUAAACAGGUCAAAACAGAAACACCUUGAAAGAUCAUUCAGCAAAAACAGAGUGUGAAUGGAAAUUGUAAAUGGAGCUUGAACUGAAAGCAAAAUGAAAUAUGGGCAAGGCUUUGGAGAGGCUGGCACGUGGCAAGAAGAGGGAGGGUAGGAUGGAUCUUCAGUCCAGUGUAAGAGCCUCCCCCAGGGAAGCCGGCGUCAGACACAAGACCUCAUGGGCCGUUGACCUGCUGUCUCCGUGAUUUAUGGCGGCUGGGGGCCUUUGGCCACUGCAGACUCCUCUCCUCUCUCUCUUCUGUUUCCCUUCAUGCACACUGCAGGACCGCAAGGAGCCACACACACUGCACCACCGUCCACAGGAGUAUUCAAAAAGGGAUUCCUCACACAUGCUAAGCUGCAGCACAAGCGUGCAUAUACCUACUGCAUACAAAAAUAAACACCCCCAUAAACAUUCCUACACUGCAGCACCGUGUCCCGCCAUUGAGUCACAUGUCCAUUAGACAAAGCCUGCUCUCAGAGCCUGCUCCAUUUGACAGCGUGUGGAUUACGAUCAGUCAUGGUGUGUCAGCUGUAGAGCCCUUGGUGUAGCUACUGCUCAGGGGCAGAGCUGGAUCAAUGGAAGUGCGCUGAGUAAUGAGGUGAUGUUCCUGUUUUCACAUUGUCUGAGUGCAAUCAGCAGCUAGCAUCUUACCUCACACAGAGCUCGACUUCUACACUGCAAUAAUCGUCCUCCUCUACGGACUAUUAGUGCAGUGACUUAUUUUAUUAUAAAAUAAACUGUAGCUGGGCAUCUGCUCCUGUGCACACAUCUGUCAGAGCACCUUAAAUAUCCCUUUUCUCCCUCCAGCCUUAAAGGGUUGGAGUGUCCAGACUAUUUUAUUUUUACUUUCACAAGCUGUGGCCUGACAGUGAGAGCCAAGAGGUGCCCUCGCCAUGGUGUUGCCACCCCCAGACAAACGUCAUGUUUGCCUGACCACCAUAGUCAUCAUGACCAGCAUGGCCUUCAUGGAUGCCUACCUAGUGGAGCAGAACCAGGGUCCCAGGAAGAUUGGUGUGUGUAUAAUAGUACUAGUAGGGGAUGUGUGCUUCCUGAUAGUGCUACGGUAUGUGGCAGUGUGGGUAGGUGCUGAGGUGCGCACCGCCCGACGAGGAUACGCCAUGAUCCUGUGGUUUUUGUACAUCUUUGUUCUGGAGAUCAAACUCUACUUUGUCUUCCAGAAUUGCAAGGCUGACAGGAAAAGUCUGGAAACAGUGGCACGGAAAGCAUUGACGUUAUUAUUAUCUGUGUGUGUGCCUGGGUUAUACUUGGUUUUAGUGGCUCUGGAUAGCAUGGAAUAUGUGAGAACUUUCCGGAAAAAGGAGGACAUGAGGAGUCGUCUGUUCUGGGUGGCUCUGGAUCUGCUGGACUUGCUGGAUAUCCAAGCCAACCUCUGGGAGCCCCAGCGGACAGGCCUGCCCAUCUGGGCCGAAGGCCUGAUGUUCUUCUACUGCUACAUCCUGCUGCUUAUCCUGCCCUGUGUGUCGCUCAGUGAAAUCAGCAUGCAGGGGGAGCACAUGUCACCCCAGAAAAUGAUGCUAUACCCAGUCCUAAGCCUGGUCACCAUAAACGUGGUCACUAUCCUCAUACGUGGUGUAAACAUGGUGUUGUUUCAGGACAGUCGGGUUUCCACAAUCUUUGUCGGCAAGAACGUGGUGGCCAUCGCCACCAAGGCCUCCACCUUCCUGGAAUAUCGCAGACAGGUGAAAGAGUUCCCCCACCCACAGAACGCAAUGGCACUAGAGCUGCAGCAGAACUCAGUCAGCCACACACAGCCACUGCCCAAUGCCACCAGUUUGCCACACGAACCCUCACCAGCGCAGGACGUCAUAGACACAUGACCGCCAGCGCUGGACUCACCAACAGUACAAAUGAACUGAAAGCUCUAGGAGUGGAGGACAGAGAAUAGAGAAAUCAGCUGCAUGACAGGAUGAUAUUCAGCUCUUGUCAAGCCCACACAAA
Molecule: messenger RNA, 2039 nt
Organism: Archocentrus centrarchus (flier cichlid)
Lineage: Eukaryota; Metazoa; Chordata; Actinopteri; Cichliformes; Cichlidae
Gene: tmem121ab
Product: transmembrane protein 121Ab
Exons: 2
Coding region: 974-1918 (314 amino acids)
Source: RefSeq, a predicted model, not a curated record